Molecule: messenger RNA, 3905 nt
Organism: Hyla sarda
Lineage: Eukaryota; Metazoa; Chordata; Amphibia; Anura; Hylidae
Product: antigen WC1.1-like
Exons: 17
Coding region: 1-3120 (1039 amino acids)
Cellular component (GO): membrane
Source: RefSeq, a predicted model, not a curated record
AUGAGGGUCCACUCUCGCCUCUCCGCUGAGUCAACACUUCACUCCCUCUGUCAGCACUACCCUUGCAAGAGGAAGGAGCUAUCGCAGCAGCACCAUCUUCCCACUGGAGCACAUGAAGAUGAAGACGAUGAAGAAGUUGCUGCAAUCAUUCCAGUGAGACUUUCUGGAGGAGUCACUGAAUGUGAAGGGUUAAUAGAAGUGAAAUAUAAAGAAGAAUGGAGAGGAGUUUAUGGAGAAGAAGAGAAUAUCACUUCUGUGGUCUGUAGACAGCUGGGAUGUGUCACCCCGAAUAUACAGCAUCAUGUGACCACAGGAGAUACAUUUGUGAAUGAUGUCAGGAGAGAUUUGGAUGUAAAUUGUGCAGGAGAAGAGUCGUCCUUAUCACAAUGUCAAUAUAAAUCAGACAAUCAAUUAUAUAGUUCUGCAAUUCUGAUAGGAGUGAGAUGUUCAGGUCACAGAGAAUAUCGUCUAGCUGAUGGACCUGACUCUUGCUCAGGACAUUUAGAAACACGUCAUAUUGAUACCUGGGGAUCUGUUUGUGAGAUUGACCCAGAGCUAAGAGUGGCCAAUGUACUUUGUAGAGAACUUCAGUGUGGAGAAGCAGUGCCGACAUUACUGAGCUAUUCAAGACCUGGACCAAUAUGGACCGAGCAAAUCCAUUGUACUGGUAAUGAGUCCAGGCUGUAUGACUGUGCAAGAUAUCCUGGAGUAGACGAAAGCUGCACCAAACAUGAUUCUCCUGUGAUUGAAUGUAGAGGUUUAUUUUCUAGCUACAGAGUUGUGAAUGGUAGUCAGGACUGUUCUGGGAGAGUGGAGGUGUUAUAUGAAGGACAUUGGAUGGUGGUAUGUGGAUCGCAUUGGAGUCUACAAGAGGCUAAUGUGCUCUGUAGGCAAAUGAAAUGUGGAGCUGUUGCCUCUGUUCCAGGUGGAGGCCAUUUUGGAAAAUAUAAUGUUACUACCACAUUCAGAUUCCAUUGUACAGGUGCAGAAUAUCACCUUGAAGAAUGUAGUAUAACUGCAUUAGGAAAUAGCAAAUGUCCAUCCUGGAAUACUGCUGGUGUUAUAUGCACAGGUGAAGAGGAGACGAUUAGGCUGAUGGAUGGAGAAGAUCAUUGUGCUGGAAGACUGGAGAUCCUCACAAAUAAUACAUGGAGCAGAACUGUCAGUGACCAAUGGGGCAUCAAUGAGGCUCAGGUUGUGUGCAGAGAAUUACAUUGUGGUCACGUGAUUGAUACAAUUAAUGUCACAUCACCAACAACAACCAAUGGUCAUGUGUAUCUCUGGGGAUAUUGUCAAGGAAAUGAGACCCAACUCACAGAUUGUUCUGUUACUACAUUAUCUGAUACAAAGGCACAAACUGAUAAUGAAAACGACAUAGAAAUUAUUUGCUCAGAAAGUAAACAGUUGAGACUGGUAAAUGGCUCUGCCCGAUGUGCAGGAAGAGUGGAGAUUUAUCAUAAAGGAAGAUGGGGGACUAUCUGUGAUGACUCCUGGGAUAAAGCAGAUGCAGAUGUGGUCUGUAGGCAGCUGGGUUGUGGUUUCGCUGUCACAGCUACGACGGAGGCCUAUUAUGGGAGAGGAACUGGUGACAUCUGGCUGGAUGAUGUGGAAUGUGAAGGAAAUGAGACGCAUAUUUGGGACUGUCCUCUAAAGCAGUUUGGUGAACAUGACUGUGGUCAUAAGGAAGAUGCCGGUGUAAUAUGCUCAGAAUUUUUGGAUCUCCGCUUGGUUGAUGGAAAACAGGAAUGUGAGGGGUGGCUGGAAGUCUAUUAUAAUGGAAGAUGGGGAUCUGUGUGUAAUAAUGUUAUGCCGGUGUUGUCAUGCUCUGUUAUCUGUAAACAUCUGAACUGUGGAUCAUCAGGACGGCUGGAGACAAGAAUAGAUAAUAAUAGGAGAAAACCCUUCUGGGUGGAUCAUAUCAACUGCACCAAGUAUAGUAAACUAUUAUGGGAGUGUCCAUCAUCUCCAUGGAAUAUAGAAUCCUGUAAUGACAGAGAUCUUGCUUAUAUAAUUUGUGAGGGAAACAGAAAGCUUGUUCAGAGCUACCCGACAUCCCAGAAUUUUUCAGACAAUGACAGGAUUCGUCUUACAGGAGGAGUAAACAACUGCUCGGGCAGAGUAGAAGUGUUAUUCCAAGGAGAAUGGGGAACAGUGUGUGAUGAUGACUGGGAUAUCAGAGAUGCAGAAGUCGUCUGUAGACAGAUAGGAUGUGGCUCAGCUAUGAACGCCACCACAGAGGCCAUGUUUGGAAAAGGAGAUGGUCCCAUAUGGCUGAGUGAGGUGCAAUGUAAAGGAUAUGAACGAUCUCUACAGGAUUGUUGGUCGAAACGUUGGAAUAAAAGUGAUUGUCUCCACAAGGAAGAUGCCGGAGUCGUAUGUCUUGGUCCUGAGGACAAUUUUACUCCGACUACACUGACCACAACAACAGCCCAGCGUCCAGCGCUGCAAUCCACGUCCAGAAUCCCGAAUGUGUUUCUUAUAAUCUUCAUUUCUUCCCUCCUCCUUCUUGCUAUUGCAGUCAUUAUAAUAAUUUACCUGAUAAGACAAUCCAAGUGGUAUAAAAAAGUCCUCAGAAACUUCAUGUCAGUCUCUUCCCAUGACCCGGUGUAUGAAGAUGUAAAUUUCAGGUUUAUGGAGAAAUAUGAGAGUUUUUCCCAGAAAUCAGUUGAUAACCUCAGUGAUCUUGAAGAGAAAUUGGAAUACUACACGUCUGAAGAGAGAAGUGAUGAGAUUCUAGGUCAAGGAGCUGAGAUUGACAGGAUUACCUCAUAUGAUGAUGUAGACCUUCAAAAUAAAGGAAAAAAUUCACCAGAUUUCCCUUUGGAGAACAAGACUUCAGAAUAUGGUUAUGAUGACACUGGGUUAUCUUACGAGAAUGAUGAAUCAAAAACUGUGGCUGAGAAAAAUGGAGGAGAACAUGGAUACGAUGAUGUGGAUACUGGAGAUUUGUCUAAACCUUUGUACACUAAUGGAGAAAUCAAUAUACAAGAUAACAAAGAACGUCCGGAGUCAUCUUGGAAGGACAGACAGAGUGCUGAUGAAAAUAUUUCCAUAUCCAACAACCAAGAUACAAUUCUUCUCUCUGAGGACCAUGAAUAUGAUGAUUCCAUGUCUGCAUGACCAAAACCAAACCAGCGGAUGUCCCAGAAAAAUAAAUCCCCAGGAUUAUCAUAGAGACUAGAGGGGUUCUUAUAUCUGUAUAUCUAAGGUUUAAUGUAAUGAAAAUGUUUAAUCGGAAAAUGAUCUAUUGUUUAAUUCAAGUUUUUGGGUGGAACUUUAUUGGUGAUUUUUGUUGAUGUUCCUGUCUCAAUUCCAAGAACAAUAUAUGAAGGAGACCAGGCAUGGCCCAUCCCCUGCCAAAUACCAUCCUUACAGUGAAGCAUGGUGGAAGCAGCUUCAAGCUGUGUGGUGCUUUCUAUGGACUGGGACAGUUGAAUGGAGCAAAGUACAGAAAAAUUCCUAAAGAAAACCUGAUCUAGAGUGUUCUGGGCCCCAGACUGGGCCAAAGGUGCCCUUACCAACAUGACAUCACAGGAGCGGCUUAGGGACAUCUCUGUGAAUGUUAUUGAGUUGCCCAACCAGAGCCCUGACUUGAACACAACCAGAGUCCUGGCUUCCACAGAUGGUUCUAUCCAACCUGAGCUUGAAAGGAUCUAUAGAGAAGAAUGACAGAAAAUUCACAAAUCCAGGUGUGCAAACCUUGUGGCCUCAUCCUAAGGAAGACUGGAGGUUGCAAUUGCUGCCAAAGAGGCUUCAACCAAGUAAAGGGUCAGAAUACUUAUGUCAAUGCAAAAGUUUUUCCUUUUUGAUAAUUUAGCAAAUAUUUUCAACAUAUCUGUUUUAUUUUAUCAUUAUGGGGUUUUGUUUGUAAAUUAAUGGGGAAAGGCUGCUACAAAACAGAAUGU